Molecule: messenger RNA, 762 nt
Organism: Durusdinium trenchii
Lineage: Eukaryota; Dinophyceae; Suessiales; Symbiodiniaceae
Source: the annotation of a GenBank genome assembly
AUGGUUUUCCCUCUUGUUGCUGCAUCGCCUCAAGAUGCGCCACCGCCAGCUGUUGUGAAAGAGUUUCACUCCUAUUUUUGGUGGCUGAUCUUCGCCAUGCUGGUGAGCGUAGCGGUGUUGCAGGUGACAACAGGUGAUGGCUUCGGCAUGUUCUUCACGAUUAUUUUGUCUUUGAUCGUGUACUACAUGGUCGCCGAUGGGUGCUCCAAUAUGUCCAUGUAUUGCUUGCUGGUCUUUGGCCUCAUUUCUGGCUUCGAAGCUCUCUUUGGUGAUAGGUCAGCGUUGCUGCUGGCAAUGCCCAUAAUUAUGCUUUUGAGUGCUGUGAUGUCUUGGUGGUCAUUCAAAGCUUAUCCUACCAAUCUUUUCGGAGAUGGGGAUGAGGACUGCUCUAAAGACAUGCUUCCUUUCCACUUCAACGCGGCACCUUUGGAGCUUCCCGGGGACGGCAACAGGCCGGAAGCGAUGCUUCCCAAUGCCAGGCUACAGCUGGUUGCAUCCAGCGACAUUGAUGGCUUGGCUAAGCUGAACCUCAAGAGCGAGGUCCUCAAAGGCUUCGAAUCUUUUUGCAUGUUGAAUUUCGGUAGCUUUGAAAUGCUUCGAAGCUUCUUCGAAGUAUUAGUGGAACUGCACAGAUUUCUUCGUCAUGUCACAGUGCGCCGAUUGCUCCCAGGUUCUGGUACCUACAAUGUCCUUGCCUCGUACCGGUGGGAUGGGAAGAUUGGAAGAUCUUUGGACCAUGCAAGACAACAGAUGAAGACAUAA